Messenger RNA from Vollenhovia emeryi, 530 nucleotides. RefSeq lists its product as uncharacterized. The record is from RefSeq and is a predicted model, not a curated record. The annotation marks the transcript as partial. Lineage: Eukaryota; Metazoa; Arthropoda; Insecta; Hymenoptera; Formicidae. The transcript has a single exon.
CGGCUUUCCACGAGGUCAACUCAACGCCUUCCUCACCACAACGGAAAAAGCGACGGCACACCACCCAGCCGUCCAGCUCUCCAGAGGAAACUCUGCCAGUAAAGAAGAGCCAGACACGGAUCCGAUCUGCGGUGACAGUACCUCCAGCCGGACAGGUUACGAGACGCCCCUCGCCUCUGCCAGAACAGUCUCUCCAGGACGAUUGGAUUCCCACCACGCCGCCACGGGCAAUCACUCCGGACUACUCGCAUGCACGCCGGUCUCCACCAACCGCUACCGAACAGCCCGAGCCUCCAGUCACGUGGUCCUUAGUACGUCUGACGUUACAACCGCCCAGAUUUAGUCGACCACGGCAUCCACCGCUAGGACCACUGGAUCCACGGAAUACACGUCCGAUAUCACCAAGAUCCGAUAUCGUCACUGCGGAUAAGUGGACCCAGACCGGCUCCUACACAUCAUCGCGGAGGCUUAAGCAGCGGGAUAGCCGGAAUCAGCGAGCUCCGCUGACCGACUCAAACAAGUUCUUCUAA